GUCCAUGACUCCAGCUCAGGCUGACCUGGAAUUUCUUGAGAAUGCCAAAAAGUUGUCUAUGUAUGGUGUUGACCUUCAUAAAGCAAAGGACUUGGAGGGAGUAGAUAUCAUCCUAGGUGUCUGCUCUAGUGGCCUUCUGGUUUACAAAGAUAAGCUGAGAAUUAACCGCUUUCCUUGGCCCAAAGUGCUGAAGAUUUCUUACAAACGCAGCAGCUUUUUUAUCAAGAUUCGGCCUGGAGAG
Messenger RNA from Manis javanica (Malayan pangolin), 241 nucleotides. The record is from RefSeq and is a predicted model, not a curated record. NCBI's taxonomy places the organism in Eukaryota, Metazoa, Chordata, Mammalia, Pholidota, Manidae.